AUGAUUCAAGAGAUUGCAAUCGCCUUGCUGGCGCUCUUUCUCAUAUUGGCGCUGAUGUUGGCCUAUGAAGAUGACGACCUGGAUGAAAAAGUGCAAACAGCUCAACAGGAGAAUCGUGCUCAAGCGUCGGGAGGUAGGGCGCAUAAGAAACCUCGCAGCGGUGGCGGAAGAGAUCCCAGGCAUAGCGCCAGUGGAAGUGCUGUCAAACGUCACACAGGUGGAAGUGGUGCCAGACGUAGUAAAGUCGGGAAUGCUAGCAGACACAGCCCCAGUGGAAGUGCUGACAGACGUAGCGCCGGUGGAAGAGAUGAGAGAAAUAGUAAUUUCCCGAGAAAUGUAAGGGAUGACAGAGGUGGAAGCGACGAAGGACUCAAUCAACAAUGCUGGGCUGAUCAACAACAACAAGAUAAACAACAACAGAAUGACAACAUGUAUCAGCGAAGUGACGACAGGUAUCAGCGAGAUAGUGACGACAGGCAUAACCGAAGUGACGACAGGCAACCACGUAGCGAGGAUAUGCAACAACGAAGCGACGACAGGCAACCGAGCAGCGACGGAAGAAAUCGCAGCAGCAAUGAAAGACCUAGACGUCAUCACAGCCGACAUCGCGCUAAAGGAGAACGUUUACGAGGACUUCACAACAGGUCUCCGUCGUACAACAGAUCGCCGUCGUACUAG
Molecule: messenger RNA, 678 nt
Organism: Cooperia oncophora
Lineage: Eukaryota; Metazoa; Nematoda; Chromadorea; Rhabditida; Trichostrongylidae
Source: the annotation of a GenBank genome assembly